This is a messenger RNA of Cyphellophora attinorum, 2748 nucleotides long. Its product is annotated as putative phospholipase. NCBI's taxonomy places the organism in Eukaryota, Fungi, Ascomycota, Eurotiomycetes, Chaetothyriales, Cyphellophoraceae. The coding region runs from base 1 to 2748 and encodes 915 amino acids. Gene Ontology annotation, molecular function: metal ion binding; glycerophospholipase activity. The transcript has 2 exons. The record is from RefSeq and is a predicted model, not a curated record. Gene Ontology annotation, cellular component: cytoplasm.
AUGACGGAGCGUCUGAGCCAUUCGUAUGGCCCUACAUGCGCAUUCUACGAUGCCCAGCCUCGCAAGGACGCGUCCUCGCCUGAGACGGACUCUGUGCCUCCAGUCAAGGCGCAAUUCUUCUAUGUUUCGGCGCUACCGAUUGACGACCCGUUGAGUCCGCUGCCGCCGAUAUCUGACAAGUCCUCCGAGCAUGAACCGCAGCCAUUCUCUGUGCGGGACAAUGCUGCCCUGGAAGAGGCAUGGCAAGGGCUGCGAGCUGGGGAGGACGCUGUGAGGCCGUCAUCACGACAUAUGGAUAAGGGCAUGUUCUCAUUUCCCAGGUUCAGGGAGGGCAGAAGACAUCACAGCCAAACUUCGGCGCGGUCUGGGGAGCGGGGGCAAGAGACGCAGAACGGUCACGCUGUAUCUGCGGAUACCACGCCAGGGAGGAAACCUGCUGAGCCAAGCUCCAGUGCUUCGAAUAAGAGGAAGUCGUCAGGAAGCCCUGCCGUGAACACACCCGAACUUGAAAAUGGCUUAGUCCUCAACUCUCCGGAUGAGGCACGAGGAGGACUCCAGCAGGCCAGCCAAAGCGAUGUGAUGCUUUCCCAGCCAGUCACUGAUGCCAAGGAACAAUCGACGAGGCGUACAAGCUCCCCUUUCCGUCGCGCGACACAGCGGCCUCCUUACGAGCUUUUGUCGCAUGUGCAAGAUGAGCAUUUAUCGAAUGAUAUUAGUGGUCGACCAUUCGCACGGGCACCCUCAGCCAAGAACAUUUCACAGCGUUUGAACAACUUUGAUUCGACCUACGGACAAGCGGCGAGCGAGAGUCCUCCUGAUGAUGCCAAAGACGCCGCAAACGACGACGAAAAAUUACCUCAGCAUGGACCAAUCUACUGGAGUCCAGUCAAUGAUACCUCGAGCGUACUUCGAGCGACAUGGUUCUACAAAGAUACCAUGCUUCCUGUUCCUACGACGCUAGCGAACCGUCUUGAACUCGGCUAUGAGUAUAUCAAACCAUAUUCCGAUUCCUACAAAGACGAGCUACAAGCAUGUAUCGACAACGGCGCAGCUGCUGAAGCUAAGCUCGUGUACAAGCUGUGGACAGAUACUCGCAAGACGAGUAGACCGAGCAGUGCUGCCGAUCAACUUGAAUCGAAGCACGAGGAACCAUCGCCUAUACCAGUCCAUGGAGAGAAUGUAGCCUUGGAGCCCGCCCUGAGCAAGAAAAAGCAACUCUUCCAAACCCACAGUGCUAUCUAUGUCGAUCGGGAGAAUGCCCAAAUCUUGCGCCCGAGCUUGUUACCCUCCACAUCGAAAAAUCGACGACCGUUAAGCUCGAUCCGCAAAGGAAGGCAGAUCGGUGUUGCUGUUGUCCGAGGUUUCGACCGAAAGCUGUGGAUGAAGCUGCAUCCUGACCCGAAAUUGCGAGAGGACACAGCUGCAGCUACAGUUGGUGGCUACAUGGCACAAUCCGGUGAUGCUACAACCAAGGGUCGCCGGAUGUCUUGCGCAGCGUGCGAUGAACGGUACAAGACGCCAGUCGUCAAAGAUCUGGUCCUGGUCAUCCACGGGAUUGGCCAGAAGCUGUCUCAAAGGGUAGAUAGCUACCAUUUCACACAUGCUAUCAACGAUCUUCGGAGAUCGUUCAAUGUCGAGAUAGCCUCACAAGCCACCAAGGGGAAUGUUGAGACCAACACAAGCAUGAUGGUCCUUCCUGUCAACUGGAGACUCACAGUCUCCUUCGACGACAAGGAGGAAGAACGCUCCGAGGAAGAACGAUUCGGUCUGGAGGACAUCACGCCUGAUACGCUUCCGGCAGUUCGAUCUAUCAUAUCCGAUGUCAUGCUGGACAUUCCUUACUACAUGUCCCACCACAAAGAGAAGAUGACAUCUGCGGUCAUUCGUGAGGCAAAUCGAGUAUACAGGCUUUGGUGUCGCAACAAUCCUGGUUUCAGAGAGCAUGGUCGUGUUCACCUCAUUGCUCAUUCGUUGGGCUCAGCAAUGGCAAUGGAUAUACUUAGCCAGCAGCCCACGAAAGUUCCCACAGAUGCUGAUGUUGACGAGGCGACACCAUCACAGGAUAUUUUCGAGUUCAACACCACCAAUCUCUUCUGCUGCGGCUCUCCAGGUGGCUUCUUCCUGCUUUUGAACAAUGCCCAUUUGGUCCCUCGUGCUGGCAUCGAAAAGCCUGGUAUGGAGGCAGAAUCGCACACGCCUGGGAUCAGCUCCGAACAACAGUACGGCUCACUAGCCGUGCAGAACAUCUACAACGUCCUCAACAAGAACGAUCCUGUGUCAUACCUGCUGAAUGCAUCUGUUGAUGCAGCCUACGCUUCCCUGCUUCAGCCGGCGAACAUACCUACAGCCUCACAAAGUCUCUUCGGGCGCCUCGGAUCCUCUCUUCGCUGGUCCAAGAUGGCUGGAGAUCCGUACGCUUCGCAUAACAUCCCCGCGCGGCCGCAGAUUGCACACUUGCCUUCGACCGUGGAGCUUGACACGCACAACUUCACACGUGAGGAGAUAGCAGAGAAGCGGAUGUACUUGCUCAAUGAGAAUGGGCAAAUCGACUUCCACCUGGCGAGCGGCGGCGGACCGCUGGAGAUACAGUACCUUAGUAUGUUGAGUGCCCAUAGCAGCUACUGGGUCAGCAAGGAUUUUGUGAGAUUUCUGGUGCUUGAGAUUGGACGGAAGGCUGGCAAGGAGAACACGCUGCCUGUGCUGAGAGCGGUGAAGAAGCGAGAGUACAAGAGGGGGUCUCUGGCUUGA